UUAAUAUUUUUUUUCACGCUAUUGUAGCUUCUCUCGUUAUUAAUAAACUUGCGAAUGUUGACCUCAGAUUUUCAUUCGAGUGCACAACUACGAUCUGACGAUUGCAGCGGAUUAUUUCAACAGAUUGGUUAAGCUUUCUUAUAGCAGUAUAGCAAUAGUUUUAUUUGUCGAUAACGAACGUAUGGUACAUGUGGGGUCAUGUUAUUGAAGGAGUAUCGAAUAUGCAUGCCAUUGACCACGGAAGAGUACCAACGUGGUCAACAAUAUAUGAUAAAUCGGCAUAGUGAUGAACAAAGUGAAGCUGGUGAAGGAGUAGAAGUAGUUUGCAAUGAGCCACACUAUGACGAGGUUUAUGGACAUGGAAAAUAUACUGAAAAGAGGAUUCAUUUAAAUUCACGUCUUCCUUCCUGGGCGCGAGCUGUCACGCCCUCAAUAUAUGUCACAGAAAAAGCAUGGAAUUAUUAUCCCUACACUGUCACAGAAUAUUCAUGCCAUUUUCUCCCAAGACUAACUGUAUUUAUUGAGACACGAUACGAAGAUAACAAUGGAAAAUCUGCCUCAAGUAAUUCAGCAAAAUUUUAUAAGAUUAAAGAUCAAGGUAUAACGGAUGCUGAUUUAGCAGCUCGAGAUAUUGAUCAUCUUGAUAUCGCAUAUGAUAAAGCACCGGACAAAUCAUACAAAGAAAGCGAGGACUGUACGAAGUUUCACUCGAAAAAAACCAACAGGGGACCAUUACGACUUGGCUGGAGGGAUAAUCACAAACCAAUAAUGUGUUCUUUCAAACUUGUUUUGGUAAAAUUUGAAGUCUGGGGAUUACAGUCAAGAGUAGAAUCUUUUAUUCAAAAAUCAAUCAGGGAUAUAUUACUUGUUGGACACAGACAAGCCUUUGCAUGGGUCGACCUUUGGUAUGAUAUGACUCCUGAGAAUAUUAAACAAUAUGAGUUAGAAUUACAAGCGCAAACAAACUCUAAAGUAUUGGGAAGGAAGAGGUCAUCUCGUUCUAGUAGUAAAAAAAGCAGCUUUGCUUCGUUAAGUUCUUUUGAUUCUUCUCAUCCUAAAACACCAUCAGAUUCAGGAGAUCAUGAUAAUGAUGAUGAUGAUUUAUUUGUUGAUGCAACCUGCACUUAACAAAAAACUUCGUCCCACACUUCAUAGUAUGCAGGAUAAAUACUGAUGAAUCUCGUUGUAUGGGGUCUUCAGAUAUAAACAAUAAAGUGAAAAUAGUUAAAAUUCGUUAACUCAUGUUUAUUAUUGUUUUAUGUGACCAACCAAAUUUAUCAUAUUCUGUAACACUCAUUUGGUUAAAGUCAUCUAUGAUAAUUGUCUGAUUGGACAACACUUUUAAAUUGAAGAGUAAUAAUUUAUUCACUGUUUGUCAGAAUUUAGUUCUAUAAAUAUUUUUUAAAUUUUUGAUGCACUCAUUUUGGAGAUUGGUACAUGUAUGUUGUAGCCACCAUUAAACGUAAAAUUUUUACUUAAAAAAAUAGGUUUGCUCACAAAGAGCAGACUAAGAAUAGAACAGUUUGUCCUGCCCCUGUCUUUGCUCCGAACUCACAAGUUGCAGGCCCUUUAAAUAAUUAUAUCAGAGUAUCCCAAACUGGGGUCGGCGGGCGGCGGACGUGAUGACUGCACAGAGGGCGUUACGAUAUACAAAGAGUCUGAUCAAUCUCCAAUGACUAAUUUUAAUCAAAAAGCCAUUGCAUCUUUUUGGUUGAUGGUUGCUAACGAAUAUCCAUUCAGAAAAGGCAAUUAAAAUUUUAUGCAUUUUGCAACGACCUACAUGUGUGAGGCAACAGUUUCAGCUCGUUGUUUGUGUUGCAAAUGAAACAUUAUCCUUCAUCAUUGGUUAGGCACAGAAAUUGGUACGACAUAGGAUGGGGGUCCGCCAAAGAUUCACAAACAGGGGUUCGUGGCCCCAAAGAAUUUGGGAAACUUUGUGUUAUAUCAUGGGGUAAUCUUCAUCCUAUUUCUAUCCAAAUUAAGUUAUUUAAUGUACAAACAAAAUCCACCAUUACAAAUGUAAUGAUGUCUUUAUAAUAAACUUAACUCUCAUAGGCAUUAUUUCUAUGCUAACUAUGUUAGUAUGGAUCAAGUGGUACAUAUCGAAGCGAAGUGUUCCUUAUUGUGUUGUAUUUUUUUUUUCAUCUCUCAUAAAACUAGUCAUUGUGAUUAGUAAUUUUUUUUCAUAAUUGCAAUACAAUAUUUUACAUCUAAUUUUUUUUAUUUUGUUGCAGCAUUUCUGUAUGUUGUAUUAUUGCGAAUAUUUUUUCUUGAGUUUUCACUUUUCCAAUAUCAGUUUUAGCAGUAAAAAAGGACUUGUAAAUUGAUGAUCAAGUCUUUAAUUUUAUAGGGGUCUCUUGCAUAAGCAAAAAAAAUGAUAAUUUUGAAAAUAUUUUGAAAUUUUUGGAUGGGUUGGAUAUGUUAAAUAAUAAAUAAAAACCUCAAUUUCCUAUUGUUCUGAGAGCAAUUUCAUGUUGUGUCUUCUAUGUCUAUGCACUCAGAAAUCAGUGCGUAUGACAACUUAGUAUACUCUGUAAUUGCAGAUUAGAAUCGUUACUUGUUUUUUUGGAGGUUCUUAUUGCUUUCUUGUGUUAACUAAAGUUGUUCUUUUGGUGUUAUCUAAUAAUCUGAAAUGUGAUAUACUAACGAUUUUCGACAAAUUAAUUUUCUACAUCAUUGGAUUGUUGUGGUGACUAAAACUGUGUCUUCAUGAAAAAUGCGAUGGAUUUUGGUUGUUCUCGUCAUCAAUGUAAUUUACUCAGUUUUUGUAAUUACGGUCCCAAAUUUUCUGAUGCGAUUUUGCUUCAGUGAUAUUUCUGCAAUCUUCAGGUCUAAUUCACCCUCAAUUCACUUAUUUAUUUGAUGUUACAUACUUGGUUCUCAAAGGAUAUAAACUUUUUUACUAAUAGUUAUAGAACAUCCUAAUUUGUUGCCUCAAUUGAAAAUGGUAUAGCAAGCCACUAUUGUCAACUAAAAAUCCAGUUGCCGUAACGGUAUUCAGGAACUUCAGGGUGUGAUUCUGUGAAUUAAAAAUUGUGCGAUAUUUCGGUACAAUACUAUAUGACAAGAUCUGCUUUUCCAAGGUAGAUCUUUUACUAGUUUUGCCUUGUGCUUUGCUACUUCAAACCCCAUACCUCCAAUGAAUAUUCUUUUUAGGGACCUCAAAAUCCUUCAUCUGUAAGCUAAUCAUGCAACCAAGCUUAUAGGACAAUAUACCAAUACGAUUUGUAUACAAGUACUAAGGGAUUCGUAUUCACAUGGGAUGUGGGGUGAAUUUGCUGUAACCCAUAUCCUUUAUUAUCACAAAUCUGCUGUCUAUUCAAGCCAAAUAAUAUCUUCUCGUUUCAUUGGGGUUAGUGGCAGCAUUCAUAAACAAAAUAGACACCUUGCCUUUGGAUGCAUUAAAAUCAUCAAACACUGCCAGUGUGGAACAACCUAGUGUAUAUGGACAUGAGGUGUUUUGUUACAUUAUUUGUAACAGGCUAUCUAUUCAAUAACUAGUGUAGCAAUGUAUAGCAACAUUAUCCUAGAACGGAUGCAAAAUGUUAUUAUUAUUGUAGAUAUGUUUUACCUUUAACAAUAAAGAAUUGAAAUGAGA
This is a messenger RNA of Styela clava, 3598 nucleotides long. Its product is annotated as cytoplasmic phosphatidylinositol transfer protein 1-like. Gene Ontology annotation, biological process: phospholipid transport. NCBI's taxonomy places the organism in Eukaryota, Metazoa, Chordata, Ascidiacea, Stolidobranchia, Styelidae. The record is from RefSeq and is a predicted model, not a curated record. Gene Ontology annotation, molecular function: phosphatidylinositol transfer activity; phosphatidylinositol binding. Gene Ontology annotation, cellular component: cytoplasm.